GACGGAGAUAAAAAAUGCCGUAGAAGAAAGGAAAAGAACAGAGAUAUCGCCGACGCUUUCGGCCUUCGCCGAGUCUCACGCCGAAUCCCCCCCUUUCUUGCAGUCAACUUCAAGAGCCCAAGGCCCCAAUUUCCCCUCGAGGUUGGGAUUUUGUGGGAUUCGCCAUGCUCGAGCCGCAGCGCGUUCAUCGCGACGCCGACAGCGAUCUCCCCGACACCGUGACCUCCCCACUUCUCGCGCACCCACCGUCGCCUGAUGAGCCUUCGCCUGCGACCGUUGGCUCACCGGAGAUAACCGACGAGGAGAUCGACGCCGCGUCCGCCGCCUGCUGCCGCAUCUGCCUCGAGUCCGACUCUGAGCCUGGUGAUGAGCUAAUAUCUCCAUGUAUGUGCAAGGGAACACAGCAGUUCGUGCAUCGCUCCUGCCUUGACCAUUGGAGGUCUGUUAAGGAAGGAUCUGCCUUUUCACACUGCACAACAUGCAAGGCGCAAUUCCAUCUACGGGUUGAAUGUCUGGAGGAUGACAUUUGUCGUAGAAUGAAGUUCCGGUUGUUUGUUGCAAGAGAUGUUAUCGCUAUAUUCCUUGUUAUACAAGCUACCAUCGCAGCCAUAGGUGGUAUGGCAUUUUUUUUGGAUAAAGAUGGAAGCUUCAGAAACAAAUUUUCUGAUGAUUGGGAGCGGUUUCUGUCAAAGCAUCCAGUGCCCUUUUACUACUGUGUUGGUGUGGUUGCUUUCUUUGUACUGGUUGGAUUUAUUGGGCUAAUAUUACACCUCUCCUCUUACAACAACAACGAUCCGUGCUUGGUUGGAUCCCGUGACUGUUGCUUUGGGUGGGGUCUAGUGGACUUACCAGCUUCAAUGGAAGCCUGUUUUGCUUUCGCCGUCAUAUUUGUUAUCAUGUUGGCCAUCCUUGGAGUUGCAUAUGGGUUCUUUGCGGCAACUGUGGCCAUCCAGAGGAUCUGGCAGCGGCACUACCAUAUACUUACCAAGAAGGAGCUGACAAAGGAAUAUGUGGUGGAGGACCUUCCUGGGGGUUACACACCGCCAAAGAUGGACCCAGAGCAUGAGCAGCGCUUGAAGGUGUUGCAGCUCUUGUAGCUUGCACUUUUGCAAGUGAUGGACAUGAAGUUGUCGCAUCUUUUUGUUGCAUGUUUCUACUUUUGCAUGAUGUGUGUGUAUAUAUAUUAGUUCGGAUAACCAUGUGUUCUAGUGACGAAGUCCAUGUAAUUAAAAAUACAAAUAUAGAACCACGAUUGGCAGGUGGGGAAUCACAUACAGCUCUAGUGAGGUUGACUUUGGGGAUAUAUAUCGGUACAUAUACUACGUGAUAUCUUUUUACCGCUAUACGUGAUUUGUCGAGGAACAAUGCAAGUUAAAUUGACUUUCCCUGGUGAACAAUGCCUGUUUCGCCUCUUACUUGCGGCCGAGACGAGAAGAUACAAUGGUGAUGCUCAUUGUAUCGAUUAUUGAAA
Molecule: messenger RNA, 1471 nt
Organism: Sorghum bicolor (sorghum)
Lineage: Eukaryota; Viridiplantae; Streptophyta; Magnoliopsida; Poales; Poaceae
Exons: 6
Coding region: 165-1097 (310 amino acids)
Molecular function (GO): zinc ion binding
Source: RefSeq, a predicted model, not a curated record